ACAGCUGAUGCUUUCUAAGGGGCGGCACAUGCACUAACUGUAGCCCGAUGGGCUGUCGUGCAUUUUAACCGAAGUUCGUUCCUUUUAGUUUUCUUUUCUAACCCGGCUGUAACUUUGGUGUGGACCCAGCACAAUGAGCUGACUGUUGUCCUGUAAAUAUGGAUCAGAUAAAAGAAGCCAGGGUGCCGUGCUCCAGCCUCCUCACCUACCACAGAGAGCUGCUCGUGACCAGGCUGAGGAGCAUUCAGUGCAUCCUGGACAACCUGUUCACCUGUGGCUUCUUCUGUCAGGAGGAUGUUGAGAUUGUUCAGCGAACUGCCACCAAGGCUGAUCAGGUGCGCAAAAUCCUGGAGCUAGUCCAGUGCAAAGGGGAGGAGGCCUGUGAAUAUUUCAUCUUCAUAAUUUAUAAAGUAUGUGAUGCAUACAUAGACCUGCAGCCAUGGCUGAAAGAGAUCAACUACAACCCAAGUGAAGAUGUAACAGUGAUGAAGGUGGUUAACACUGAUCCAAUCAGCAGAUACUGUGAGAAGUUAAGACAUGACAUGAGCCGGGACACCAGCUUCAUCAUGUCCUAUGGCCAGCAAGAGGAGACGCGGCUGGAGGACCUCUACACUGACACUGUGAUGGAACUGUUAAAUGACUGCAAUGAAAGCCUGGGCUUCUUAGAGAGUGUGGACCAGCUCCUGGGAGAUCACGCAGUUUUCAACCCCCAAGGUGAAAUCAUCUACGUAAUGGGGGACGCUGGUGUGGGAAAAUCCAUCCUUCUGCAGAAGCUCCAGAACCUCUGGUCCAUAAAAGAGUUGCAGACGGAUGCCGUCUUCUUCUUUAAGUUUCGCUGUAGGAUGUUCAGCACCUUCAAGGACGCAGAACAAAUCUCUCUCAGAGACCUUUUGUUCAAGCACAACUGCUACCCAGAUCACGAUCCAGACAAUGAAGUGUUUGAUUACAUCCUGCGCUUCCCCGAGAAAGUCGUUUUUACCUUUGACGGCUACGAUGAGAUUCAGGAGGACGUAGACCUGAUGAACCUGCCUGAGGUGGUUUCACCGGAGGAUAAGGCCAACCCGCUCCAGCUGCUUAUCAGCUUGCUCUGUGGGAAAUUACUCAAAGGCUCUCAAAAAGUGCUGACGGCCCGGACAGGGAUUGAGAUCCAAAGCAGGGUGAUCAGAAAGAAGGUGGCUCUGCGUGGGUUCUCCCCAGAUCACCUGAAGACUUACACUGAGUUGCACUUUAAGGAGCAGGAGCACAGAGAGCUGGUGUCCAUUCAGCUGGAUGCCAGCCCCCACCUCUGUGGACUGUGCUCCACCCCGCUGUUCUGCUGGAUUGUAUUUAAGAGCUUUGGACACCUGCACACAAUGCACGACAGCUUUCAUCUGCCCAAAACCUGCAUCACGCUCACCGACAUCUUCCUCCUGCUGUCCGAAGUGUUCCUCAGUCGCUCUGCUACACCUGCUCCGUCUUUGCUGAAGAAAAGCACCCGCUGCACCUCGGAGACGUUCAAAGCAGGGCUCAGGCCUCUUGCUGUAUUUGCCAAGCUGGCGCUGCAGGGAAUGGAGAGAGGCAGCUUCAUUUCCAGCCAAGAGGAGAUCAGUGAGUGCGGUGUGAUGGAGGAAGAUCUGACUCUCGGCUUUCUCAGACCUGUUAGUGAGGAGGAGGAUGCCAGCGGGAGCUCCGCUACCUUUGAGUUCCUCCACAUCACCCUUCAGUCAUUCCUGGCAGCUUUUGCUCUGGUGUUGGAUGAGCAGGCUGCUGCCAGCUCCAUCCUCAAGUUCUUCACAGAGUGCAGCAGGAGAAGGAAGGUGUCUUGUCUGCCUCUUGAUUCCUGCAUAAGUAGAUCUUCAAAGCCCGGCGAAAAGAAGCCGUUUGCAACCAACGAACACCUGCAGUUCACUAAUCUGUUCCUGUGCGGCCUGCUGUCCAAGAGUCAAAGAGGCUUGAUGGGACAUCUGGUGUCUCCCGUCUUACUGAAGAAGAAACGGGCCCUGCUGAAGUCGUACCUUUCCACUAGUGUCAAGUUCCACCUGCGUGGCUUACCCCACUACGACGGGCAGGAAGGCAAGAAAGUUCAUGUCUUGCCCAACUUCCUGUGGAUGCUGAGGUGCAUAUUCGAGACGGGAAGCAACGACAUUGCUCAGAUGACGGCGAAAGGCAUCACGGCCGGCUUCAUCAAGCUGGGUUACUGUAACGUGUACUCGGGUGACUGCACCGCCCUGAACUUUGUGCUGCAGCACCGUCAGAAACUCCUGGGGCUCGACAUGGAUAACAACAACAUCAGCGACUAUGGGGUGAAGCAGCUCAAGCCUUCCUUUUGCAAGAUGACAGUAGUGAGACUGAGUGUGAAUCACCUGUCCGACAGCAGCAUUGAGAUUCUUGGAGAGGAGCUGUGCAAACACAAAGUUGUGGAGGUUUUGGGGCUUUACAACAAUAACAUCACAGAUGUUGGAGCCAGGCUUGUUGCUCAGAUCAUUGAAGAAUGCCCCAAACUGCGAGUUCUUAAGAUUGGUAAAAACAAGAUCACCAGUGUUGGUGGGAGGCAUCUGGCCAACGCCAUAAAGAAGAGCUCGUCAAUAUUUGACGUUGGGAUGUGGGGGAACAGUAUUGGCGAUGAGGGAGCAGAAGCAUUUGGAGAAGCUUUGAGGAACCACCCGAGCCUUACCAACCUCAGUCUGUCGGUCAAUUGCAUUACAUCCAGAGGUGGGCGGGGCCUGGCUGAAGCACUGAAAGAGAACACGGCACUCAGGAUAUUCUGGUUGGUGGAGAAUGAAAUGACCGAUGAUGCAGCUCCACACCUGGCUGACAUGAUUCAGGCAAACACUGGUCUGACCCACCUGUGGUUAAUCAGCAACCAGUUCACUGUGGAAGGGAUCAGGCAGCUCGCUGAGGCCCUCACUCACAACAAAGCACUCAAAGAGAUAUGCGUGAAAGGAAACCGGCUCUCUGAAGAGGAAGAGCAGCAGUUUGUGUCAGAGAAGCGGCUGCGGUUCCACUGACUGGGCACCUCACAUGACGCAUGCACGGAGGAAGUGUGUGCGCUCGGUCCGUGUGCUGGUGUCAGCAAACGGAUUUGGUGCAGUUUCACCCGAUGCUGCGGGGAUAAAGUCGCACCACCUCCAUUGUCUGUGUUUUUAUUUAUUUCUUAUUCUUAAGCGAAAAACCCCAGAAUGUUUAUUUUUGAAAUCUCUGAACGACAUCACCGUGUUUCAUUUUGGGGACUUUCCCCUAAAAUUUCAACAAGUGUUUCACAGUUUUCCACAAAAGUUAGGAAGUCGGAACUUAAACAAGAAGUAUACAGCAUGCUGACUUCCUCACAUGCACACCUUGUUUUCUGUGUACUGUAAAUGCUUUUUUAUAUUCAUCUGACUGUUACACAAGAUGAUGUUUUUCACAUACUUAAUGGUGGUUCAAAGGUCUCGAACUCUUUAGCAUUUCCUGUGUUUCUGCAUAGAUGUGACCUAAAAUGUUAGAACAAUAAAUAAAUGGAGCCCAAACACUACCCGCGAGUGGCAAAUGUGUGAACCUUUCAUCCAGUUCCUGUGUCGAACACGGGCUUUCCCCGCUGCUUUCUUCAGACAUUUCUGUUGGAAUAAAGCAAAGACUUUGAUUUGACUGUUUCAGACGUGGCCAACACUUCAGUAUAUCACUACCAACGUGUUUUACACAUGGGAUCAAGUCCUUGUGUUGGAAUGUUUGUGCGUGUUUGUUUAGGAAGAAAACAAAGCAAAAUGCUUCACUGUGGUCGAUUCAGUUAAAAAACAUUGUCCAAGCAGCCGUCUGAUUGGUCCAGGUAAUCUUUAAUAAACAUUUCAGAGAGCCGGAGCUCCUUACACACAGGUGCCUUGAUAUGCUCACCAGUGUUGUUCAGUAUGAACAUGAACCCAUGUGAGAGGCUGCUAGCUGCUUGGACCCCACAGGCUAACAGACCUACAUGCUGUAAAAUCCUGUUUUUAUGGAUGUACAUACAGAAAUAUUCAAGCUUGCUAUGAUUUCUUUUGUUGUACAGAUUCUGUUUGUCGGGGCUCAAACCCAACAUAGUUUGCAGAUAAAAAGCAUGCUGGGACCGUGUUUCUCUCGGUGCACACUAUCAAAUAUACAAACCUAACAAAUACAGCAGCUCUCAGAGCCUCACGUUUGAUCUUUGAGUGAUUUGUUCUUUUUCUUAGUUGGUUUAUUUGUCUCAGCUUUCUGCCACUUACCUGAGUUCAGGUAUAAACACACCACACCUUCCCUCAGCAGUCUGUAGUCUGCACCACCUUUUGCUUUCACUUGUCUUUUAUUUAGCUUCAGGUUCGUUCUCCUCCCUCGCUCACCAUGUCUGGUUUCAAAAUGAGAAGAUGAUGCUGAUGAUGGCCAAAAUGCUGGGAGCGUCAUGAACCCAGCACAUUUACCUUGUGCUUCUUCAGACAGUAGAGACCAAUUAACUGGAUAAAGUCUGAGACAGGACAGUCUCAUAUAUUCACAUUAGAGCUGUUUUAUUCUUUGGAAUAAGCAAAGAUCCAGUAUUGAUCAGCCUCCAUGUGCCUACAGUAAUCAAUAAUUGCCAGAUUUUCUUUUCUUUCUUUCCAGCGAGUUGCAGGCUGUGCAGGGGAUUUCUGCCUGCCAGUGCAAACAGGGGAAGCCCCAUCGUGAUGACCCAAGUUACACAAUAAUACAAAAAGCCAUUGGAGAACUGAGAAUCUGAGGCUGGUCACUGAAAGAGUUCACCCAGCUCUCAUCGUGGUGUGAACUGUCAUUUAGCAUCUAAUGGGGCGUCACCGCAACUAAUAACACCUGUCAUUAGUUUAACUUUACUAAUAAUUACUCCGUAAGACAGAUUUACAGUGCUCUGAUUGGAUGGAGUUGCUCGGCUGACAUUAGGGUAGAUCCUGGCGUACAGCCUGGGCUGGGCCAGUGACACACCUCCGUCAGUGUAAAUGUAUUUAACCAUGCAAUGAAUCCCUCACAUAUGUUCAUAUAUGAAAAAAGAAGAAGACUUACGUCAACAUUAUGUCUCAGUUUAUCUAUACGAUCUUUAUUGUGGUCUCAUUAUAAAACAUUUUUGGAACUUUUCUCUUAUUUGUUUAUCUGUGGAGGAAGCUGUAAAACGUCAGAAAACAGGACGUAGAUCAGCCACAGAAGUCUGAAUCAAGAUUAAAGUGUCAUCAGAGUAUGAAAGGUCACUGACACUGAGUGAUUUCGAGUGACGAUGGGUGAAAUGACAGCUGGUGACUCCUGACUCCUCAACUUUGUACCAGGCUGUAAAGAUGUGCAGCAAAGCCAGGCGUGUUUACGCGUGGGUCUGUGGGGUCUGAUCAGGAACAAGCCUCACGUGACAUUUACAGGAACUGUAGUUUUUGGAACUUUGCCUUCAAGCUGUACUGAUAUACGCAAAGUCCCAUACUGAGCUCAGAUAUAACAUCAUCUCCUGAGGAAGACCACGCCACGUGGCAGAAAGCUCUGGAAAUGUUUUACUACAGAGUUGCAACUAUAAUUUAACUGCACUCGUAACAUGCUCUCAUUUAACGCCAGCCUUU
Pelmatolapia mariae (spotted tilapia) is the source of this 5507-nucleotide messenger RNA. It is a transcript of the gene nod1, whose product is annotated as nucleotide-binding oligomerization domain containing 1. The transcript has 12 exons. Gene Ontology annotation, molecular function: protein binding. The record is from RefSeq and is a predicted model, not a curated record. Gene Ontology annotation, biological process: regulation of apoptotic process. NCBI's taxonomy places the organism in Eukaryota, Metazoa, Chordata, Actinopteri, Cichliformes, Cichlidae. Bases 159 to 2987 code for a protein of 942 amino acids.